AUGGCCCGGUUGCUGCCACUGCUGCUGCUGCUGCUGCCUUGGCCCUGGCCGGGCGCCUCGCAGGACUCCCCGGCCGCCGCCUGCGACCCCGACGGCUGCUUGGCUGUCUUUGCGCAGCGCCGCAGCUUCCUCGACGCCUGGCACAGCUGCCGGGAGCUGGGGGGCACCCUGGCCGCACUCAAGCGCCCCGAGGACGCGGCCCGGUUGGCCCCGCUGCUGCUGCGCGGUUCCGGCGCCGUCCAGGGGGAGCCGCGCCUCUUCUGGAUCGGGCUGCACCGCCAGCCGCGCCAGUGUUUCCCGGGCCGGCCGCUGCGGGGCUUCGCAUGGACCACGGGCGACCAGGACACGGCUUACACCAACUGGGCCAGCGCCGCCGACGGGCCGGGCAGCGCCGCCUGCAACGCGCAGCGCUGCGUGGCCCUGGACGACCGCGAGUUCCAGUGGGUCGAGGGCUCCUGUGUCAGCCCGCUGGACGGCUACGUGUGCCGGCUGGCCUACCGAGGCAUGUGCCCCGGCUUGGACGAGGAGGGCGCCGGCACCGCCGUGGCGUACACCACCCCCUUCGGGCCGGCGGACGGCAGCCUGAGCUACGUCCCCUUCGGCACCGUGGCCGCCGUGGCCUGCGGCCGGGCCGGGCCGGCGGUGUCGCUGCUGUGCCUGCAGAAAGAGGACGGCGCCGUGGCCUGGUCCAAAGAAGGCCCGCUCUGCAGGGAGGACGUGUACCGGCACAGCUGGUGCGAGGGCGACAACGGCGGGUGUCAGCAGCUGUGCCUGGACGAGGGCUCGGGCUACUCCUGCGAGUGCCACGCCGGCUACUUCCUGAUGCCCGACGGGCACUCCUGCGCGGCCCACGAUGCCUGCCGGGACCGGCCCUGCCAGUUCGGGUGCGUGCCCCUGGAAGACGAGGAGGGCGGCGAAGGAGGCUACCAAUGCCAGUGCCCCGCGGGCUUCGAGCCCAGUGACGACGACCCCCACCACUGCGAGGACGUGGACGAGUGCGCGGACGAGGCAUCCUGCGAGCACCAGUGCGAGAACACCGAGGGCUCCUUCGUGUGCCGCUGCCACCUGGGCUUCAGCCCCUCCUUGGACGACGACCCGGGCCGGUGCGUGGACACGGACGAGUGCCAGUUCUCCGGCGUGUGCCAGCAGAUGUGUGUCAACUACGAGGGCGGCUUCGAGUGCUACUGCAACGUGGGCUACGAGCUGGAGCCCGACGGCAUCAGCUGCAGCCCCGGCGCCCAGCUGCCCCCGUUGGCCACCCCGAUCUUCGUGGCCAAGCCCACGUGGCUAGUAGAGCCUCCGGUCCACAUCCCGGCCACCUGGGGGCAGGACUCCUCGCUCUGGCUGCAGGACUCCACUGCCCAAACGGUCUCCCAAGCGUCCCCCUCCUCGCUUCCCCCGACAGACACCUACGGUGAUGACUACAUGGCACCAAGCGCCGAACCCCUUGACCUUAGCCCAUCCCGCCCUGAUAUGACCUCCGCUCCCUUGGAGCCCACCAGCGCUGGUUUCGGUCCUCUGGCUGCCACGUGGGGCUCCCUGCAGCUUACCACGGGCCCCCCCCAAAACUCCCUGAGCCACCCUGCAGGUGAGACCGGGCCUGGAUCUCCCCGGAUCCCUCUUGCUCCCACUGCUGCCCCGUUGCCGGAUUCCUCGGAAAGGGGGCAGGGCGCGGUGGUCGGGGGAGUCCGGGCCCUGCUCCCCACUCCGGCCACCCCCAGCCCGGCCCCGGGGGAGGAGCCGGGGCGGCAGCGGAGAGACGACCGCUGGCUCCUGGUGGCCCUGCUGGUGCCCCUCUGCGUCUUCGCGGUGAUCAUGUUGGCGGUGGGCAUCGUCUACUGCACCCGCUGCGGGGCCCAGGCCAAGGCCCGGAGCGUCACCCAGUGCUACCGUUGGGUCAUCAACUCGGCAGGCAAAGGCGCCCCUCCGCCGACCUCCCGGCCCUGCCAGCCGGCCACUUGCCGGACCAGCGUCUGAGCCGCAGGACGGCCGCGGGCACAGUGCCCCUCCACUCCACCACCAACACCACCGCUCAGGCCUGGUUGGGGCCUACGAAAUACAGCUGUUCGCGGCCGGCAGGCAAGUGUCAACCACAAAGAACUCCUUCUCCCCGGUGGGGAGGCCCGUCACCACCACAUCACCGCCCGCAGCGGACGCCGGGACGCUCCGAGCUCUGCCGGGUGGGACGCAGAGACCCAGCUGGGACGCAGAGAAGCCUCGCUGGGCUUUCGGCAGGAGGAAAUCCUUUUCCUCCCACCCGCCCCCUUGCCGGGUGGGAUACAGGCAGCUCGAGCCGCAGCCAGGGGGUGGGGUGGGGGGAUCCGGAAACACUGCUGGGACAAAGAGACCUUUCAAGAUGCUAAGGCAGCGAUCUUCCGUCCCCGGCUAACCGGGACACAUGCAAGAGGAGGCCCUGAACAAGCAGUCCAAGGUUUCAGAUGGAGGCCUUUUCUUGCUUUACCUGGAGACAUAGAACCUGGAGAGACAGAACCUUCUUGUCCUCUACAAGUAAGGUUCCAGUCCUCAUUGUUCUGAAUAAGGGGGGGAGCAAUUGAAAUAGGAACACAGGAGGACGCUCCAUCUAUCUCGCUCCGUCUU
This is a messenger RNA of Elgaria multicarinata webbii, 2598 nucleotides long. It is a transcript of the gene CD248, whose product is annotated as CD248 molecule. The record is from RefSeq and is a predicted model, not a curated record. NCBI's taxonomy places the organism in Eukaryota, Metazoa, Chordata, Lepidosauria, Squamata, Anguidae. The transcript has a single exon. Gene Ontology annotation, molecular function: extracellular matrix binding; extracellular matrix protein binding; calcium ion binding. The coding region runs from base 1 to 1977 and encodes 658 amino acids. Gene Ontology annotation, cellular component: extracellular matrix; external side of plasma membrane. Gene Ontology annotation, biological process: cell migration.